This is a messenger RNA of Echinostoma caproni, 423 nucleotides long. Lineage: Eukaryota; Metazoa; Platyhelminthes; Trematoda; Plagiorchiida; Echinostomatidae. The record is from the annotation of a GenBank genome assembly.
AUGGUCUAUCCCGUAAGCCAUAAGCUUGUAGAUCGCCUCGCAACUUGCGAGGCAAUAGGCGUCCCGGCAAGCGAAACAUCCAUCAGCCUCAUCAUCUACCGACCGCUAAAAGAAGAUCGGUUCAACAAGGUUCUCUCCGAAUUCCCCGAGUUACGUAAACCGUCGACCAUUCUUCCGCAGGUCAGCACUGACAUUUUGUACCAGAUCGUCACACGGGGUACACCCGUCCACUGCCGUCCCAGACGCCUCGCCCCAGACAAACUGAAAGUGGCACGGGCAGAAUUUCAACACAUGUUAGACCUUGGAAUCACACAGUCCUCUUCCAGUCAACGGGCCUUGCCUGUAUAUAGGGUUCCGAAAAUGUCCACCGAAGACUGGCGUCAUUGCGGGGACUAUAGAGCACAGUGUCUUGCUGCCUUGUAG